AUGAUAAAGAGAUUUAAGAAACUAUUUUAGAGUUAAAGUGAGUUCUAGUCAUUUCUAACAAAAUCUAGUCUAACAAAAGAUAACUUUGUUUACAAACAAGAAGAUGUUGAAAAUUUAAUACCAUUUCUGACAGAUGAACAAAAUAUAAUCGAUUUUUUUUAGGUGUAUUAGGAAGAAAGCUUACAACCUUAUACAAUAAAAAUGAAAAUGCUUAUAACAAUUCAUUAGGUGCUGAAUAUCAGUGAUGAGUUUGUUUUGUAAUUCUCUUAAAUAAAUUUUGCAUACUUUAAUAAGUAUGAAUGAUUGAAUAUUAGCAUGCUUUUCCAAAAACAAGAAACAUUAAUGAAUAAGUAGUUAUAAAAUGAAAUAUGGUUGUUGGAAAAUCUAUAAAUUCCAUUCUUGUAGUAUUUAUAAAAAUUAGCAUUAAAUAUACAGGAGAUUAAAAGUUAUAGAAACCAUCAUUUUCGAAAACAAAUUCAUUAAUCUAAGUAUAAUGGUGUAAAUUUAUUUAAGUCUUGUUAUAGAAUGCUUCAAAUUAGAAAACCUUGUAAAUUAAGGUUUAUCUCUAGUACCUUAACUGAAAACAUCUUUAUAAAAUUUUCCUCACGAUUUUCUAUUGAAGAAAUUGGCUUGUAACCUCUAUUGUGAAUUAAGACAGUUUCAAAGACAAUUGAUUAAUUCUCUAUCUUCUUUAUUGGAUGCAAACUCUAGGGCCUCAAAUAUUGAGAUAUUUGAGUUCUUCAGAGAAGUAAGAUCUCUCUCUCACAAUUCAAAUAGGUGUAAAUGAUUGAGAAGAAGACCAUGUCAUAUUAUAUGUUACACAAGUUGUUUGAUCCUGGAAGAAAAUUGAUGCCUCCUUUGUAAUUGAAAAUAGAUAUCAAAAGUGCAAAACAUCUUGAAUAGUAAGCUUUAAAUGAACAAUUAAAGAUUAAUUAGCAAAAGCUAAUGAAAAGUCAACGUAAUUCUAGAUCUAAUAGCAUGGAUUAAAAAUAAAGAGAGUCUUAAGGUUUUAUUAGUUAAAGAGAGAAAAGAUUUAUGAUAUAUAGCAGAGCAAAAAAAUAAGACACUAUUUAGGAAGAUAUUGAAAUGCCAACUGAAGAAUAAUAACCAUUAGAUAAGAUAAAGUCAACUUAAAUUAUUGAUCAUUAAGCCAAUGAAAUUCCAAUACAAUUUGAUAAUGAUGACAAUAACGAUAGUAAUAUCCAAAAAAAAUAAAGCAGCAAUCAGAGUGAAAUUAAUGAAAGAAACAGUCAGAAAGAGACUAAUGAUAUUGUUAAAAAUCAAGAAAGUACUAGUCAAGCAGAUUAAGAUGAAAAUUAAUAUAUUUGA
Molecule: messenger RNA, 1329 nt
Organism: Paramecium sonneborni
Lineage: Eukaryota; Ciliophora; Oligohymenophorea; Peniculida; Parameciidae
Source: the annotation of a GenBank genome assembly